CGGCCGCGGGGCGCAUGCGCGCGCGUCUCCCUUAGCCGGCCGCUGCGCUCCGCGGCGGGGAAUAGAAUGAACUGUAACAAAACAAGCCGAGCCUUUGUAUCUGCUUAAAGGGGCCGCGGGCACUUCCCUCCUGUCCCCCUCCACCCCCGCCCCGCAACCGCGUCUCCAGGGCUCCCAGCAACUGGCUGGAAGGGCUUCCCUCGCCCUCAGGAACAGCCCGCCCGCGAGGAGAGGCGAGCCAGGCGGGAGGCAGAGAGGAGACACCGCAUUUCCAAAAGGCAAGAAAGAAAGGAAGGAAAAAAAGAAGCCAAGCGGCGCAGAGUGGACUCUGGCCCGGGAGAGCGCGGCCGGGCGCCGGAACGUGGAGCGAGAGGCACCGGAAUGCAAACAAAGCUCGCGGGCGCCCGUGCACGGCUCGCGGGGAAGCCCGGAAAGUUUGUUUUAUGAUGGCUUGAGUGCGCGAGUGUGUGCGGGGGAGCGAGGCGGCCAAGUUUCUCUCUCCUGUUUCGUUAUUGGGGCAGAGAUGUUUCUCCCAUGAACCGGCGGAGGCUCGGGGGCUUGUGCUGCGGGGGGCACCUGUCUCUCAUUUAAUUUUUUUUUUUUUGGAGGAGGGGUGUAACUCAUCAUGUCGAAAGUGAUCCAGAAGAAGAACCACUGGACUAGCCGGGUUCACGAAUGCACCGUGAGGCGGGGACCCCGGGGCGAGCUGGGGCUGACGGUGCUGGGGGGCGCGGAGCACGGGGAGUUUCCGUACGUCGGAGCGGUGGCUGCGGCCGAGGCGGCGGCGCUUCCCGGCGGCGGCGAGGGCCAGCGGCUGGGCGAGGGGGAGCUGCUUCUGGAGGUGCAGGGGGUCCGGGUGUCCGGCUUGCCCCGGUAUGACGUGCUGGGAGUCAUCGACAGCUGCAAGGAGGCCGUCACCUUCAAGGCCGUCAGACAAGGAGGAAGGCUGAACAAGGACCUGCGACAUUUCCUCAAUCAGCGGUUCCAGAAAGGGUCCCCUGACCACGAGCUCCAGCAGACCAUAAGGGAUAACCUUUACCGCCACGCUGUGCCUUGCACAACCCGAUCCCCGAGAGAAGGAGAAGUGCCUGGCGUGGAUUAUAACUUUCUGACUGUGAAGGAGUUCUUGGACCUCGAGCAAAGUGGGACUCUUCUGGAAGUCGGGACCUAUGAAGGAAACUAUUAUGGGACACCCAAACCUCCUAGCCAGCCAGUCAGUGGGAAAGUGAUCACGACGGAUGCCUUGCAAAGUCUUCAGUCUGGCUCCAAGCAGUCGACCCCGAAGCGAACCAAGUCCUACAAUGAUAUGCAAAAUGCUGGCAUAGUCCAUGCGGAGAAUGAGGAGGAGGAUGACGUUCCUGAAAUGAACAGUAGCUUUACAGCCGAUUCUGGUGACCACGACGAGCACACUCUCCAAGAGACAACACUACCGCCUGUGAAUAGUCGCCUCCUCGCUGCUCCCAUCACGGACCCUUCUCAGAAGUUCCCUCAAUACCUACCUCUUUCUGCAGAGGAUAAUUUAGGUCCUCUACCUGAGAACUGGGAGAUGGCCUAUACCGAAAAUGGAGAAGUCUAUUUUAUAGACCAUAACACAAAAACAACAUCUUGGUUAGACCCUCGGUGCCUGAACAAGCAGCAGAAGCCUCUGGAAGAGUGUGAAGAUGAUGAAGGGGUACACACCGAGGAGCUGGACAGUGAACUAGAGCUGCCUGCUGGUUGGGAAAAGAUUGAAGACCCUGUCUAUGGUAUCUACUAUGUAGACCACAUCAACAGGAAGACACAAUAUGAGAACCCAGUUCUAGAAGCCAAACGGAAGAAGCAGCUUGAGCAGCAACAGCAGCAGCAGCAGCAGCAGCAGCAGCAGCAGACAGAAGAAUGGACAGAAGAGCAUUCAUCCCUUGUGCCUCCUGUUAUUCCAACUCACCCCCCAAGCAAUCCAGAGCCAGCCAGAGAACCUCCACUUCAGGGCAAACCCUUUUUUACACGAAACCCUUCUGAGUUGAAAGGCAAGUUCAUUCACACGAAGCUGCGGAAAAGCAGUCGUGGCUUUGGCUUCACGGUGGUCGGAGGGGAUGAACCUGAUGAGUUUCUCCAGAUCAAGAGCUUGGUCCUAGACGGUCCUGCUGCAUUGGACGGCAAGAUGGAAACAGGGGACGUAAUUGUCAGCGUGAAUGACACCUGUGUUUUGGGACACACGCAUGCUCAAGUUGUGAAAAUCUUCCAGUCCAUUCCCAUUGGUGCCAGUGUGGACCUUGAACUCUGCCGAGGUUAUCCAUUGCCUUUUGACCCAGAUGACCCCAAUACCAGUCUAGUGACCUCGGUAGCCAUUUUGGAUAAAGAACCAAUUAUUGUGAAUGGGCAGGAGACCUAUGAUUCGCCAGCCAGCCACAGCAGUAAAACAGGCAAAGUCAACGGCAUGAAGGACGCCAGGCCAAGCAGCCCCGCUGACAUGGCUUCAAAUGGUCCCCAUGGUUAUCCCAAUGACACUGUCUCUUUGGCAUCCUCCAUAGCCACUCAGCCGGAACUCAUAACUGUCCAUAUAGUCAAAGGGCCGAUGGGCUUUGGUUUUACUAUCGCAGACAGUCCUGGUGGUGGCGGCCAAAGAGUGAAACAGAUUGUUGACAGUCCAAGGUGCCGAGGCCUGAAAGAAGGGGAUCUUAUAGUGGAAGUUAAUAAGAAGAACGUGCAGGCUCUAACUCACAACCAAGUGGUGGAUAUGCUGAUCGAGUGUCCUAAGGGAAGUGAGGUCACACUGUUGGUGCAACGAGGAGGGCUGCCAGUUCCCAAGAAGAGCCCAAAGUCGCAACCACUGGAAAGGAAAGACAGCCAGAACAGUUCUCAGCACAGUGUUUCCAGCCACCGAAGCCUGCACACGGCAUCCCCAAGCCACAGCGCACAGGUGCUCCCCGGGUACCCACCUGCAGAGGCCCCAGCUGCAGAUCAGACUGACAGCUCUGGGCAGAAAAAACCGGAUCCUUUUAAAAUCUGGGCCCAGUCCAGGAGCAUGUACGAGAACCGACUUCCAGAUUACCAAGAACAAGACAUCUUCCUCUGGAGGAAAGAGACAGGAUUUGGAUUUAGGAUUCUGGGUGGAAAUGAACCAGGGGAACCUAUUUAUAUUGGUCACAUCGUACCACUGGGUGCUGCUGAUACGGACGGCCGCCUGAGGUCUGGAGAUGAAUUAAUCUGUGUGGAUGGGACACCAGUAAUUGGAAAAUCACACCAGCUUGUGGUCCAGCUUAUGCAACAAGCUGCCAAGCAAGGCCAUGUCAAUCUCACCGUGCGGCGUAAAGUGGUUUUUGCGGUCCCCAAGACCGAGAACGAGGUGCCCUCGCCGGCCUCCUCGCACCACAGCAGCACGCAGCCCGCGUCGCUGACGGAGGAGAAGCGCACCCCGCAGGGCAGCCAGAACUCGCUGAACACGGUGAGCUCGGGCAGCGGCAGCACCAGCGGCAUCGGCAGCGGCGGCGGCGGGGGCAGCGGCGUGGUGAGCACCGUGGUGCAGCCCUACGACGUGGAGAUCCGGCGCGGGGAGAACGAGGGCUUCGGCUUUGUCAUCGUGUCCUCGGUGAGCAGGCCCGAAGCAGGCACGACCUUCGCAGGCAAUGCAUGUGUGGCUAUGCCUCACAAAAUAGGUCGGAUUAUUGAGGGGAGCCCUGCUGACCGCUGUGGCAAGCUGAAAGUAGGAGACCGGAUCUUGGCAGUAAAUGGAUGUUCCAUCACCAACAAAUCUCACUCAGACAUUGUCAACCUAAUCAAGGAAGCGGGAAACACAGUUACCCUCCGCAUCAUUCCUGGGGAUGAGUCCUCGAAUGCCACCUUGCUGACCAACGCGGAGAAGAUUGCUACUAUCACCACCACACACACCCCUUCUCAGCAAGGGGCCCAGGAGACACGGAGCACCACCAAACCAAAGCAGGAAUCUCAGUUUGAGUUCAAAGCAUCCCAGGCAACACAGGAGCAAGAUUUUUACACUGUGGAGCUGGAAAGAGGAGCCAAGGGAUUUGGCUUUAGUCUUCGAGGGGGCCGAGAGUAUAACAUGGACCUCUAUGUUCUGCGCUUAGCAGAGGAUGGUCCUGCAGAAAGGUGUGGAAAGAUGAGGAUUGGCGAUGAAAUUUUAGAGAUCAAUGGCGAGACCACCAAAAACAUGAAGCAUUCUCGGGCCAUAGAACUGAUUAAGAAUGGUGGCCGCAGAGUUCGUCUGUUUCUGAAGCGGGGAGACGGCUCGGUACCAGAAUAUGACCCCGGCAGCGACCGCGGCGGCCCCGCCGGGCCCCAAGGCGUUCCGGAAGUGAGGGCCGCGCCGGGCGGCCGCCGGCAGCACCCGUCGCCGGAGUCCAGUCCCCCACCCGAUCUUCACAAAUCAUCGCAGCAUGGGGAAAAGCGGGCACACGGGAACGACGCGAAGGGCAGCAGGGAGCACAGCGGACGACCCAACGACCACCACACCUGGAAUGGGACCUGUCGCCGGGCCGAGGGGCGCAGGGACGCGCGGGCGGAGCGCACGGGGAGGCGCAGGGAGGGCGCCCGCAGCGCCGACGGCUCCCUGGAGAGGAGGGAGAAGCCCGGGAAGAGAAGGGAGGUGUCUCCGGAGAGGCGGCGACAGCGCUCCCCGACCCGCCGGGGGGACGGCUCGCCCGGCCGUCGGCGACGGUCCCUCGAGAGACUCCCGGAGCCCAGGUCCCCGGAGCGGCGGAGAGGCGGCUCCCCCGAGAGGAGGGCGAAAUCCACCGACCGGAGGCGCGCGCGGUCCCCCGAGCGCAGGAGAGAGCGGUCACUGGACAAAAGGAACCGGGAGGACAAAGUCAGCCGCCGAGACAGGGAAGACGCUGAUCCGAAGCAGGAUGCCGGCAGAAGUGCCAGACACGCCCCGGAGCAGAGGAGGCGACCGUACAAAGAAUGUAGCACCGACCUCAGUAUCUGAGACCCCCAAUCACAUUCCAACCUUUACCGUGUCAAAGGUUCUAAGAGGCAGGUCACAAACCUGAGAUAAUUUAGUUUCUUACCUAAAUGAAGCAUCUGACACCUGAUGAUCCUAUGAAUAGCAACAAACAUUUUAUGCGUUUGAAAUCUUAUAAGAAAAAAAAUAUAUAUGAAAAGUGUUGUGCCUGAUGUAUAAUAUUAAAGAAAGUAUUUUUAAAUGCAUACUUUUUUGGAAAUUAUUUGCCAAAUGCUGGCCCAAAGGGAUAUAAAUUUUGUUUCUACGUAAACUGUAGAAUUGUCAAAAAUUUUUCCCUUUUUUUGGGCAAUCUUUUUCUCUCCUGGUUAAAUGGGGCUGUUAAUAAUUUCCCUUACUUAGAGAAAAUGAUCAAGUUUAAUUAAUUUUAUAUAGACUGUUAUGUAGUGAUGUAGUGCUAUACUGUAGUCAGGAGUUUUUCUUAAAAGCAAAGAGCAAAAAGGCAAAGUUCUAUUUGUAAAAGCUGAGGACCCUUUGGGAUGAAUUAGGAUUGCCAGUGAUCCUAAAAUUAAGCAAACUGUAUGACGAGACUACUAUUGCAAAUGAAGGAUAUUUAUAGCUAAAGUAUGCAACACAAAGAAAUUUUAUACUCUUGAGUUAUAGUUGGUUCAGAAGACAGUUUGUACUCUCCCUGGCCCAGGAAGGCACAGAGACAAGACAGUUGGCCACCAUUACCCAAAGAACAGCCUAAGCACAGACAGGUUCUUCAGCAUCUCCAACAUCCAAUAAGAUCUCAUUUAAGGCAAUGCCACCGCAGCUUUGCUCAACAACUAGAAGGGACAGACAACAAAAAUCUGUGUUGUCUGAUUUGAGGCUGAAUACUAGAUGGAAUGGGGGACAGUGUGCCCAAUGUGAGGGAGACAUGAGAUGCCCGAUAUGGAAAGUGUGUGCCCCCUUUUUAGCAUAAGCCCACGGUUGCCCUUUGCCAAACUGGGGAGGAGGGAAUGAGCCUUGGUGGAAGGAACCUCUCUGUUGAUAUUUAAAGAAGUGAGGGUUGGGGGUGCUCAUUCUUGGAAAUGCCAAUUUUCUUUGAAACCAUAAUCAAAGUCUCUAGGUUGCUGGAAGGGAAAGGAAGGAAGUGAUCUCAGUGGUUCUAGAUCUGGUUGGGAAACUUCUGCCCCAUGACUCUUGUCUUUUGAGUCUUUGGACAGCAGCACAAAACAUAACCAUUUUUCUUUUUACAAAGACCCAUUCUUUUUGAUCCCGAAGGAGGUGUGGUUGGGUCGGCCGUAGCCCCGGGAUGUGGUUUAAAUGGAUUACUGCCUAGCUGAGCCAAAACGUUUGCUUGUACCUGUUGGACCACUACAGCAAACCGCUGCUUACAGUGCAUUGUGUAUUUCCGUAGUACUGUUUUGCAUCUUCCAUACAGACACAAAACUUUGCAAGUCAAUCACUGUUGUUCCCAUGGUACUGUAAAAAAAAAAAAACAAGAAAAAAAGAAAAAAAAAAAGAAAACCAGCCAAUCAUUGUGUGUACAGAGUUAAAAAUUGUAACUAACAGAGCCUGUUGGAAAAAAAAAAAAAAAACAACUGUUGCCUUUUUUCUUGUAUAAAAGAGAAUUUAUGACAAAAAUUUAGCUGUGAGGAAUGUGAUAUGUGUUUAUAUUUCUGAAUAUGGAACAAAUUGAUUCAUGGGGGUAUAUUUUAAUGUAAACUAAAUCAGGUAUGUAAAGUUGUUUUAAAAUGGGAGACUAUAUAAGUAAUUCUCUAAAGCUUUAGUUGGUUUGAAUAUCAUCAUUUCCUCCAUGGUGAGCCUGCUUGUGAAUUAUUAAGCACUUGUUUGCAUUCUCUGUUCUUCACUCAUUUAUUUCUUGCAGUGUGCUAUGGACUUAAUGCUCUUUCUGUAUUGAUGAAAAGCAGUAUGUGGGCCAAUCUUUUUAUAAAACACUAUGCAUAUAUAAAUAUUACAUUGUUCAUAGCUUUAUUUGACUUAUGGGUUUAUACAUAACAUUAGAAUGAGUAGCUAUAGUUGUGUGGACAUUUAUAAAACAAGCUACUUUCCUGGAACAGACACAAUGUACAUUCUGUAGCUAAAAAGGAGGAAAAAGUCUGUGAAUGCUAUUUUUAUUAUUAAAGUUUUCCAUACAAAGCAUACAUUGAGCUGUAGUAGUAAGGCUGAGGAAGAGUACAACUGAAUAAUGAUGUUCUUUUUCAUCAAGUUCCUAAGAGCCAAUUUGGAGAUUUUAUUCCUAAGGCUCCACUACCAGGAUUUUUCUCACUAGUUCUGGCAAAAUCUGUGAUGUUAAAUGACCGAUGCUCUCAUUUGUGGUCCAGAGUUUUAAAUAAAUGCAAUCAGAGUGGAUCUCUGGAGUGCAUCCUGAAGUUAACAUCUUGAUGUCUGUCUUGUAAGAAAUGAUAUUUGACAUUUCAAAAUCUGUGUUCUACCCACCUGGGCUUGUCUCUGUCCGUGAAGACUUUUGAUCUGACAAUUUCACCUGAAUUCCACACACCAGAUUUGCUUUGGAAGUAUUGUACUGUACAGGGACUAUGCAUUAAGCAGAAAGAUAUAGUCUUAUUUGAACUACUGUAACCUUACGUUGGAAACUGAUUCUUGUGAGCCUACUUUCCUUAUCCCCCCCACUUCAUGUAAAUGUCUUGGUGAGAGAUGAUGGAUGAGUAUUUUGUAUGAUUAAAUCAAACCAUUUAAAUCAAUCAAAGUCCCCUCCAUUACACAAUUGAUGCCUGAAAGAAUGUUGGGGGGAAGACUCAACACCCUACUUGUAUUUUUUAAGUUUCUUUGUGAAAGAUUUUUUAAUGCAUUUUUACUGUAAAAAUACAUGGAAAUGUAUGCAUUCCAUAACCAC
This is a messenger RNA of Lemur catta (Ring-tailed lemur), 7760 nucleotides long. It is a transcript of the gene MAGI1, whose product is annotated as membrane associated guanylate kinase, WW and PDZ domain containing 1. Gene Ontology annotation, cellular component: cytoplasm. The transcript has 23 exons. The record is from RefSeq and is a predicted model, not a curated record. Bases 626 to 4924 code for a protein of 1432 amino acids. Gene Ontology annotation, biological process: signal transduction. Gene Ontology annotation, molecular function: protein binding. Lineage: Eukaryota; Metazoa; Chordata; Mammalia; Primates; Lemuridae.